AUGGGAUCAGGUGACUCAGGUGACUCCUGCCUCAGGUCGAGUCGGACCCGAGAGGGACACACGCGCGUCACGUUCCUGCGAGAGGACGCGUCGGGCGCACGCUCCUUGUACCUCAGCCUGUGGUCCGAGGACAGGACACUGGUGACCUGCGAAGUAAACAGCAGUCCACUGGCCACGGAGAGUUACCGCACCCUCUGCGGGAGGAGCGACACCCAGCUGCAGGUCGAAGAGUUCACCCGGAGGUUUAACGUCAGUGCGUUGGCAGCUCCGGAUGCUCCCUGCGCGCCUGUCUCCUCCAGGCGCUCCAGAAGAGCCCGGGCAGAGGGGAAAGUGCGGAGGAAACGAGGAUGGUUAUUCCCGGGGACGAUGUGGUGCGGCAGGGGAAGUGAAGCGGUCAGAUACGAAGAGUUAGGGAUGUUCGAGAACGCAGACAGAUGCUGCCGUGAACACGACCACUGCUCCCACAUCAUCCCUUCUUUCACUGUGAAUUAUGGAGUCUUCAACUCCUACUUCUUCACGCUCUCACACUGUGACUGUGACCAGAGGUUUCGACAGUGUCUUUUUGAGGUGAAUGACACCAUUUCUAGUAUGGUUGGCUACAGCUUUUUCAACAUCCUGCGGAUUCCCUGCUUUGAGCUCAAACAGCAGAGACGAUGCAUCCAGAAGUACUGGUGGGGAAUCUGCAAAGUAGCCGAAGAGGCUCCGUAUGCCAUCUUCAAAAGCCCACUCCCAUACAACACAUCUGAUGUUACAAGCAAAUAUGGGGCCAACAGGAGCAACUUAACAAGUAGUGAGAGGCAGCAUGUUACCGAAAGCCCAGCGACCAGCCCACGCCGACAGCCACCCAAGAGAGAACAUAGAUGUGACCCCAGAGACCCACCCAGAGGAGACACUUUCUACCUCAGGACAAAAGGGAGAGGAUGUAAAAGACGCCGGAAAUCAUCAACUGUCGCACCUUCUCAAAUGGCCCCGAUAUCAAGAUCACGCACCACUACUCCUUCAAUGGAAACAGCUCAUUUAAAUGCAGCUAAAGAGGACGCAACCAGUAGCAACCACAGCAGAGACAACAACCAGGAGAAGUCACAAAAAAGAACGAAACUAAAGACCACAGCCUUGCCUCAUGAGGACGGGAAGUCACUAAGGCAGAGGGACUCUCACCUAUUGGGGAAUAACACAAGCCAGAAGCACAUGGGAAGUAACAUAACACAAAGUACCAUUGUGGAAAUAAGCUUUAGAGAAUAUAACGCUGUCACAGAUAACCAGCUCCUGUGUGGAAGCCUCAAAUAUCUGGAUGACUGUAAAUACCAAAUCCCUCCUCUGGAGAAGAAGUAUGAUCUGCAGAACAUGGAGUCAAAGGUGGCCUACCACUGUGACUGCACCACCCGCUUGGCGCUUCAGAUCAAAAGCUUCAAGCAGCCCAGUGUUCUCCCCACGCUGCUGAUGGAUUUCGUCUCCCAAUACUGCUUCAAACUGCCGAAAGAGAAAAAAUGCCGUCGCAGAAAAAGCUGUUCUAGAGGCUUCAUUAAAACCUCUGACCUACUUCAAACACUUAAGAAGAUGGAGGGAAAAGACAGUGGCGGGGUGCAAAAUCCAGGCAAUGAGAGGAAAAGAGGGAUUCCUGUUCGCCUUUAUAAGCGAUGCCUAAGGCUGGAGAAAGAAGCUAAUAUUAUGGCACGGCUCACAUGA
Messenger RNA from Paralichthys olivaceus (Japanese flounder), 1686 nucleotides. Lineage: Eukaryota; Metazoa; Chordata; Actinopteri; Pleuronectiformes; Paralichthyidae. The record is from RefSeq and is a predicted model, not a curated record.